AUGUCGUCCUCCGCAACACCGAGCCUCGCCCACCGAUCCAUUGCCAACAUCCGAACCGAGACGGGUUCUGGCAUCAGCGGCGGCCCUGCAAGUCCACACACCCCUUCUCGCAACAUCUCUUCAACAUUUGGCUCCCCGUCCAGUCUACGCGCCGAGGAAGACAUCAUCGUCAUAGAGCUGGGCUCUCGCUUCAUUAAACUCGGAUUCGCCGGAGAGCCAGCACCGAAGGCCGUGCUAUCCCUAGGUCCUGAACAACUACGCCGCGUAGGCGACUUCCGCACGUGGGACCCAGAUCACAAGGAUGAUUGGCGUCGUCGUCCAACGGGCAAGACUUGGGGAGACGACCAUGAGCUAUGGCAAUAUGAUGUGCGGACCGUUGACUUGGGGCUUGUUGAGGAUAAAAUAGACCGAGCUGUUCGGGAAGCAUUGAACAAGUUCCUUCUUAUCGAUUCACGGCCGCGAAGAACCUCUCUUGUCCUGUCCUCGUCGAUACCUCUGCCAUUACUGUCGACCACCCUCGAUGUUCUUUUCCACCGCUUUCAGGCACCGAUUGUAUCUUUGAUGUCAUCCGCAGUCACGUCGGUUGUGGGAGCUGGCACUCGGUCAGCACUGGUCGUGGAUCUUGGCUGGGCUGAGACCAGUGUGACGAGCGUCUACGAAUACCGCGAGAUCCGCACCACAAGAACUACCCGCGCAGGCAAGAUGCUGGUCAACGAGACACACAAUAUGUUGCAAGAUGCACUAUCGACUUCAUCAGCGCACUCGCAGAAGACCCGUCGGGAAAGGGAACAAGGGCGGCACUCUCUGAGUUUUGUGGAGUGCGAAGAAGUCGCCUGUCGCCUUGUCUGGUGUCGCCAAGUCAAGCGUGGCGAUCUCCCAAGUAUCAGGCGGCCGGAGCAACAGCAACCUGGAGGAGAGGCAUUGCCUACGGUCGAGGAGCAGGACGAAUCCCCGCCAACUUCUCCCAUCGAAGAAGAGCGGUCUGACAGCAAUGUCGAGGUUUUGAUCCAUUCCGUGGAACCAGCGGAGAACCUGACUUUACCAUUCCAACAACUGUCAGAGCCGUGCGAAAACACCUACUUUGCGCCACACUACUCACGUAGUAGCUUCGAUGAUGACGAGCUCCCUAUUCAUCACCUUAUUUACCAACACCUAGUCCAGCUUCCGAUUGAUGCUCGAGCAGUGUGCAUGUCGCGCAUUGUAUUCAUCGGCGGCUGUUCUAGAGUCAUAGGCUUGAAGCGGAGGAUAUUCGACGAGCUGUCGAAACUCGUCCACGAGCGUGGUUGGGACCCCGUUCAGGGGCGUGCACCAAAGCAGUACGAGAACAAUGCGUCGCUGAAGAGAGGCAGCCGACGUGCAACCGAAGGUCCUACAGAGAUUGAGCCGCCCGCAAGGGAGACGGAAGAACGUAGAGUUACGGGCGAAGAUGAGCCUCGAAGCGCAGCGGAUGUCAUUGAGGACUCCUUGAGGAAGCGAGAUAGCCACCAUCCUAAAAUUCAAGGCACCCUUCGACCUCUGGGUUCUCUCGGGCCGUGGGGAGGAGCCAGCUUGGCAUGCCAGCUCAAAGUUAUGGCGAUGGCUAAUAUUGACCGCGAGCUGUGGCUGCAACAAGGAGUCAACGGGGCUUCACGGCCGAAUGAAGUUGACGUCAAGGCUCAGCAGCGGCAGAGCAUGGGACCCGGUGGACUGAUGCGAGGAGCUGGAGGUCAAUCGAACUGGACAUUGGGGGCAUGGGGAACUUUAUAG
This is a messenger RNA of Colletotrichum paranaense, 1746 nucleotides long. RefSeq lists its product as uncharacterized. Gene Ontology annotation, biological process: microtubule-based movement. Gene Ontology annotation, cellular component: dynactin complex. The coding region runs from base 1 to 1746 and encodes 581 amino acids. Lineage: Eukaryota; Fungi; Ascomycota; Sordariomycetes; Glomerellales; Glomerellaceae. The record is from RefSeq and is a predicted model, not a curated record. The transcript is spliced from 2 exons.